This is a messenger RNA of Brassica napus (rape), 2002 nucleotides long. RefSeq lists its product as uncharacterized. The transcript has a single exon. The record is from RefSeq and is a predicted model, not a curated record. Lineage: Eukaryota; Viridiplantae; Streptophyta; Magnoliopsida; Brassicales; Brassicaceae. Bases 92 to 628 code for a protein of 178 amino acids.
AGAAGCUAACUACUCCACUUUGGUAUGUCUAUAAGAUAUGAUACUUAGUAAACCGGAGAAUGCACUUGAAAAUAACUAAAAAAAAAUAAACAUGAAAUUCGCCAAAAUCCAAAAGAGGAUGAUCACAAUCAUUCUUCUCUGCCUUUUGGUUACAUCAUCUUCAGAGACUGCUCCACAAACCCAAUUGGCCGCACCACUAGAACCAACAGGAGAAGUCACCAAUUCACCAACAAAGCCACUAGGUUUUCCAGCUGAGAACCAGAACCAACCAAUUCUUGGUCAACCAUCUUCUGCUUCUUCUGUAAACCAGCCUUUAACCGGAUUUAAUCAGCCAUCAUCAACUGGACUCAACCAACCGAUUCUUGGUCAACCAUCUUCUUCUUCUUUAAACCAGCCUUUAACCGGGUUUAAUCAGCCAUCAUCAACUGGAUUUAACCAACCAAUUUCUUCUUCAUCUUCUAAUUCUGCUCUCAACCAGCCAUUUGGGAAUCGAAUCAACCAAAACAGUCUCUCCGGAAGCAACGUUCCAUUUCUUAAUGGAAACUCGAAGCUGGAAGUUCCCAUUACAAAGUUUGUCUUCAUCUGGAUUGCUCUUCUCCUUGCUUUGCACGGUACAGACAGGAACUGAACCAAUCUUAUACACCAUGUGGGACUUCUGUAUAAAAUUUGGUUUUCAUGAUAUUUGUUCUAUAACUUGUCCUUUUUGCUCAUUUUGGAUUCUACUGAAAUGUUUGUUCUAUAAGAGUGAGUAGUGUGUUAUAUGUACAUUACUACUGAAUGUUUUUUUACUUUUUUGUUAUUUGAUCAGUGUUCGGUUUCAUGUCCAGGUGUGGUUCACUUUGAUUUGGUUUUCCGUUUUCUAGCAUAUGGUAUUAUGGAGUAAAUGAAGAAAACUGAAACCAACAUAUGAUCCACUUUAAACUUCAACUCAAAUUAAAUAUGAUCACAUUUUUAAAACUUUAAAUUAAGACGAGUGGGUCUUCUCAACUUGUAUAAAAAUGUACCUUUUAUUUCUAACUAUUAAAGUAAAAUGUUCAUUUAAAACUCAUACAGUGAUGCUUAAGCUUUACCUUGCCAAUAAAAUUAUCUCAUCUAGAGAGAAGGAGAACAUUUUUUUUUUUUAUCAACAGAGAGAAGGAGAAGAUUAAACCCGAGGUAUAACGUUUUAGAGUAGCUAAUCGGUCAUUCGCUUUUAUUUUUUUGGUAUAGUGAUGUUUUCCGAAUUUCAAACACCCUCGUUGUUGAAUCCAACACUUCAUUGAAUGGUCUUAGAGCAUCUUUAGUGGUGAGAAUCGUAAAAGUUUCUCAUAAGAAAAAAUAAAAUAAUAAUUGAAUUAUAAAGUACGUAAAAAACGUUUAAACCAUCGAGUAUAUGACAACUUUAAUGCAGUCUCUUCUCUCCCUGAGAAAGUACCUUUUAAAGAAACGUUUUUUUGUCUCUUUCCUCCAUCUGUGCACUCUCUCUCUCUUCACUUACCUUAUUUUAUUGAUUUUUAUUAACCGAAAAUCAACACGAGAGCUUCCCAACAGUAGAUAUUUUGUUACUAGUUUUAGAAAAAUGUUUUUGUUUCAAAAUGUAACUAGUUUUCGUAUUUCUAGGUAACUUUUACAUUUAUUGAAUAUAGUGUGACCAAUCAAAUUAAAUAGACUUAUUUUUUAUUGAUUAAAUUAUAUCUAACCUAUUUAUUAUAAAAUACUUUUUAAAAACAUAAUAAUUUUCUUAAUCUUCGUGCUUUUAUCCAAAACUACUUAUAUUAUAAAACGGAUGGAGUAUUAAUUAAAGAAAAUGAAAAAGAAAGUUAAAUAGGUGAGAGAGGUAAAAGUUUCUAAACUAACAAGUUUUUAGGAACCGUUAAUAUAUUAUGGUGACAUAUGCUUGUGUGUAAUUGGUCUAGAUUUAACAUGACUGUUAAAUUUUAGUUAGAUAAUCAUUUAUGUAUUAUUUGAGAAACAUUACAACAUUGUUUUGUAUUCACGUGUCACCAUGAGAAUGAAACUCAGA